Messenger RNA from Macrobrachium nipponense, 435 nucleotides. Its product is annotated as ras-interacting protein RIP3-like. The transcript has a single exon. The coding region runs from base 1 to 435 and encodes 144 amino acids. NCBI's taxonomy places the organism in Eukaryota, Metazoa, Arthropoda, Malacostraca, Decapoda, Palaemonidae. The record is from RefSeq and is a predicted model, not a curated record.
AUGGACCAAGCCUUCUUCUCCUCUCCCUCCCAGUCUGACGAGCAGAACCAAAGCCUGCUCUCCCAGCUGACCCUGGCGUCGCUGCAGGAGUCCCUUCAGGAGCCCAUGGCGCUCAGUCCCGCCAAGGACGUCGUCGUCGUCAGCCCCUUCACCUUCAGCUUCGAGGGACUCAGCCCCCUGACGUUCAACCCGCAGAUUACGAGCACGUCCUCCGUCAGCAGUGACGUCGGGAGCUGUGGCGGCGGGGGUGUUGCUGCUCCCGUGUCGAGCCACCAAGUGCAGGAGCAGAAACAGCAGCAGGAGACUGCUCAGGAACAGCAGCAGCCGCAGCAGCAACAGCAACAGCAACAGCAGAGCGGAAGAGUCAGCAAACCACGGCGCAGAUCACAUCGCCGUCAGCGCCGCCGACGCCGCGUGACUUCGACUGCCAGCUAA